AUGAGGCAAGCCAAGUCCGACGGUCUCCUCAUCGAGGUUCGUGGCAAUACUGAAGAGGUGUCAGCGGUGAGAGCAGAAAUCGCGAGAUUAGAAGGAGCUGAUAUUGGGGUCAGGACCCUACAGCAGAGGGAGCUGUUAGAGGUCAGAGACCUGGAUCAAUGGUCAGAUGGACCUGAAGUUCUCGCAGCAAUGGCAUCGGCCUCAGGGUGCGACACGGGCGCACUAAAGCUCGUUGGUUUGCGGAAGCGCUUCGGUGGAGCACAGCUCGCCUUGGUCUCCGAACCUAAAGAAGUGACGCAGGCAAUCCUGAAACAAGGGAGACUAAGGGUCGGCAUGGUGAGUUGCAGCGUCAGGCUCUGCGACGCCAAAAUUAGGUGUUUUCGGUGCCUGGCACAUGGACACACAGCAAAGUAG
Messenger RNA from Acyrthosiphon pisum (pea aphid), 414 nucleotides. RefSeq lists its product as uncharacterized. NCBI's taxonomy places the organism in Eukaryota, Metazoa, Arthropoda, Insecta, Hemiptera, Aphididae. The coding region runs from base 1 to 414 and encodes 137 amino acids. The transcript has a single exon. The record is from RefSeq and is a predicted model, not a curated record.